Messenger RNA from Plasmopara halstedii, 1686 nucleotides. RefSeq lists its product as uncharacterized. The transcript has a single exon. Bases 1 to 1686 code for a protein of 561 amino acids. The record is from RefSeq and is a predicted model, not a curated record. Lineage: Eukaryota; Oomycota; Peronosporomycetes; Peronosporales; Peronosporaceae.
AUGGACGCAAAUGAUCGCGCUCAAGCAUUGAAAGAUUUUGAUGCGUACAAACCAACGUCUAACAUAGUGCAUGGAAGUUGCGACAGUGCAGGGCUCGAAACUGUACAAUCUACUGAACCGUUGCGAGAAGUGAUACUAGAGAUCGAACUUCCACCUGGACCCAUGGGCGUGAUGCUGGACCGUACUAUACUCGAUAUGACUGUAAUCGAACGCUUUGUACCUUUGCCCCGUGGCGGUCGAGGGUAUCUUGAAUUACACCCAGCCAUCUGCCCUGGUUGUGCAUUGAUCAGCAUUAACUCGAUAUACGUAGAAAAUAAGGGUCUAGCCGAGGUGGGUCCCAUCCUUGGGUCGCUAAUCGAUGCGCCAAAAUUACUGCGCUUCAAAAAGCUCAUGACUCAAGGUAGGACGGCAAACCCUUCGACACUUGAAGUACCAUACAUUCCUCCUCCACUGGAAGACGUGAAAACUAUUAGUGCAGAAAAAGAGCACAAUGAUGUUGCUCAGCUGGAGUACGAAGACAUUAACACACCAGAAAACUCAAACGGCGAGGCGUUGAUGACUCGGCUGAAUGGAUUUAAUAGCAACUUAGCUAAUAUUGAGAUAAAAUUGAAGGAAUUGAUUCGCCAUGAGCAUAGUGGACAGCCUGUUGCGGACCGCCGCAACCAACUUGCACAGCUUCACGGUACGGUGGAGAAAAUUCAGACGCAAGGCAUCGACUCGGUCAUUAUCGGGGAGCGCCGGCCGCAUAAUUACGAGGAGAUUAAACGGUUUCGGUCAACACUUGUCCGCAGAGCAGACGAUCUGGCUCGGCUGAUUCAGAACACUCUAAGUCAAAACUGUGAUCCGCCGGACAGUACGGUCGCGGGAUCAUUUGAAGAGAAACACCCCGUAUCAGCAUUUGCCUUUGUAAGAGGUGACUCGAAUAGCACUGUGAACGAUCCGCCUCUCGGUAUCUCUCAGCUUCGUGGUGAAUCAAGCUUUCAAUUCCUCAACGCCAAUGCCAAUCCUCAGGUUGCUGAUAUUCAUGGUGGAAAUGUUAUUCUACCGCAAUCCGCCCAAGCAGACAGCUCAUAUGGCUUCAGCUUUCUUCGUGACGGCGCACAACUUCAAAUGGCGGCAGCUGUAGCAGCUCCGCAAAGCUUCAGUCAAGCGCCGACAAGUCCAUCGUCUAGUUUUGGCAUAAUAACCGAAAAUGCAAAUUCGUCGAUGGACGCUGUUACAAACGUGUUUGCUGGACUUAAUGUGAAGGAGAGCACACAUCAUCAGCUUCCAAUAUUCGCUGGACUAAGCUUGAAGGAUGACAUGCAACCAGAUUUCGUUAGACCAACGCUGUACGACACUUUGACGAAGAGCAGCCACGGCAGACCCAUGGGUCUUCGUGAUUUGGAAGCUUCACUGCGCUCUACAGCAGCCUCUACUCAACCUGCUUUGGGUGCCCAGUCGAAUGGCCAGACUUUAAUCACUACUGAGCCAACACAGUCUUCCUUUGCCUUCAUAUCUACUGCAAAUGCCGCAGGGUUUGAGAGUAGCUCAUCAACCACACAGCCGUCGUCACCAACUGCAUUUGGAUUUCUGCGGGGCAGUAAUUCGUCGUCCACAACACCAACCGUCGCUUCCUCGACCGUUUCUCAGUCUCAAUCUUUGCAAGAAACCGAGCCGUCCAUGUUCUCAUUCAUCUCAGAUUGA